Messenger RNA from Amyelois transitella, 3001 nucleotides. RefSeq lists its product as uncharacterized. Bases 133 to 2220 code for a protein of 695 amino acids. The transcript is spliced from 2 exons. NCBI's taxonomy places the organism in Eukaryota, Metazoa, Arthropoda, Insecta, Lepidoptera, Pyralidae. Gene Ontology annotation, cellular component: nucleus. Gene Ontology annotation, molecular function: DNA binding. The record is from RefSeq and is a predicted model, not a curated record.
CCCCCAUACACCGGAUUUUUACUGUGUCUUUAACUUUGUUCAAAUAUUUAAGUUUUGAUACUACACUUAGUGAUUUUAUGGCAAAAACAUUGUUUGAGUGUUCGUGCACAUCAUACAUUAAAGGUACCUAUAAUGCCUCGUGUUUAUACCUCAAAAUCAUCAAAACCUUAUAAGAAAUAUGAUCCCCUAAUAUUAAAUUCGGCUAUAUUAGCCUAUCAAACUGGAAAUGCAUCUAUUGUCGAGGUAGCAAAGCAAUUUAACAUUAGUAAAUCUGUAUUACACCGUCAUGCAACACGUCGUAUGAAAUGUCAGGGUGGACAAAAGGCAUUAUCAGAUGAGGUCGAAAAAUAUAUUAUUAAAUAUAUCAAUGUUUGUUCCGAGUGGGGCUACCCACUUGACACGUAUGAUCUAAGAAUUAUUAUUAAAGGGUACCUCGAUAGAAUGGGGCAUAAUAUUAAAAAAAUCAAAAACAACUUUCCGGGUGUAGGGUUUGCCGAAAGUUUUUUAAAAAGGCACUGUACAGAUAUAUCUGAGCGAUUAAGCCAGAAUAUAAAAAGAUCGAGGGCAGCCGUAUCGCCGGAAAUUAUAGUGCAAUAUUUUGAAGAACUCGAGCGUUCCUUGCAAGGUGUUGAUUUGGCUAAUAUAGUCAACUACGACGAAUCGAACUUAGCCGACGAUCCCGGUAAAAAAAAGGUUCUGUCUAAGAGAGGGGCUAAAUAUCCCGAAAGAGUCAUGAACCACACGAAGUCUUCUACGUCACUAAUGAUGGCUGUAGCUGCCGAUGGUACUCUUUUGCCAUGUUACGUGGUUUAUAAAGCGGCACACCUUUAUAAUACGUGGACAACAAAUGGACCCCCAAACUGUAGAUACAACCGCACUAAUUCAGGAUGGUUUGAUGGUGACACUUUUGAAGAUUGGGUUGAGACUGUUGCCAUACCAUACUUCAAUAAUAAAGUUGGCAAAAAGAUUUUAAUCGGUGACAACCUUUCAUCACAUUUGUCCAUAGAACUAAUUCGUAAAUGUCGAGAAUUAGAUAUCAAUUUUGUGUUUCUUCCACCCAACUCAACACAUCUAACCCAGCCCCUGGAUGUUGCGUUUUUUAGGCCAACCAAAACUGCAUGGCGUGAUAUUUUAUUCACUUGGAAAAAGACUGAAGGACGUAUCUUGCCAACAAUACCCAAAAAUGUAUUUCCAAAACUGCUAAAAAAAAUGCUAGAUAAGAUGGAACCAAAUAUUAAACAAAACAUCCUAUCGGGAUUUGCAAAAACAGGAAUAAGCCCUUUAAAUAAAGAGAAAGUAUUGAAUAGAUUGCCAGGAUAUGUCACGAGAAAUGAAUUUGAUGCGGAAGAAAAAGAAGCCAUAGAUGAGUCAGUUUUAAACUUGCUGAAAGAAAUGCGCUAUGGACCACAAAACUCAAGACCUAUUAAGAAAAUGAAGAAAUUAAAUGUCAAGCCAGGAAGAAGUGUUGAAGACAGUACAGGUUAUAUAGACAGCGAUAUUUCGAAUUCAGAAAUAACACCUCAACCAAAAAUAAGUGGAAAAGGAAAAGGUAUUGGAAAAAAAACUAAAAAAGAUAGUAGUAAUAACAUUUUAGAAGUUAAAAAGACUGAAAAAAGUAUGGAAAUAGAUAAUAUGACAAUAAUAAUGGAUAAUGAAAUACCAAUUAUGGAGGACAAAGUUAUAUACACUGAUUUAAAUACAUAUGAUGAAGAAAGAAUGUCUGAUAAUACUAAACAAGAACCAAAUAUAGAAUCAAUAGUAGAAAUAAACCUAUUACAUGAAGAUAAAGUAAAUAGCUUGACUGGGCAUAACACGGGAAACGAAUUUGGUACGACAGAAAAAGAAGCUAUAAAUGAACCCGUUUUGAUCUUGCAGAAAAAUAGCUAUGGGUCAAAGAAAUCAAGAUCUAAUGAAAUGAAGAAAUUAAAUGUUAAGACAGGAAGAGGUGCAAAAGACAGAAGAAAAGGAAAGGGUAUUGGGAAAAAAUCUAAAAAAGAAAAUGUUAGCAAUAAUAUUAUAGUAGCGAAAAAAUCUGAAGAAAGUUUUGAAGUAAAUAAGAUGCCAAUAAUAAUGACGGAUGAAUUUCCGAUUGUGGGCGACAAUGUUAUAUACAAUGAUUUAACGAUAUUUCAUGAAGAUAGUACAAUUUUUGAUUAUACUGUACAAGAACAAAAGACUGAAGCACAGUAUGAAAAACCUUCUAGAAAAAAAAUUUCCUGAAGGUAAAAGAAUAAAAAUCUUAUCUACGGAAGUGAUAUCCAAACCAAGUACAAGUGGCCUCAGAAGACAAAGUUAUUAUAAAAAUGAAGAGGAAAUAUUUCGAUAUUUAAUGGAUGACGAUAUAUAAGAUAAAUUUUUGAAUUUAUUUUUUGAUUUUUCUAUUAUUUCAUAUAGGUACAUACAGAAAAAAAAUUGGUCUCAUAAUUUUAAUUUGUUUAUUUUGUGAUAAAAAAUUCAUUGAAGAACAUUUCUUUGUAAGAUUUUGUUUUUGAUUCUUUUAAUUUUUUUCUUUUGAUUCAUACCAAAAAAAAGUGUUCUCGUUUCCUUAACUGUUUGUUAAAAAUAUUUUUAUUUUUCUUUGUUGACUUUAUGUUAAAAAAUUCAUUGAAGAAAAUUUCUUUGAAAGAUUUGUUUUUGAUUAUUUUUAAUUUUUUCUAUUGUAUCAUACCAAAAAAAAGUGUUCUCAUUACCAUAAGUGUUUGUUUAAAAUAUUUUUAUUUUUCUAUAAGUGUUAACUCACUAUAAAACCAUCGAUAGGAUAGGUCCUUUAUGUAGGUCCAACCUAUUGAGAAAGUGAUAUAAAUAUAACAAAAUUAAACAUAAAAAUCGUUUUUUUUUAUUUAUCACCAUUUUUUCUGUGGUCUCAAAUCACUGGGACGAGCUACACUAACACGACUACGGCACUACUUGUCGUAUUGAUGUUCGGAUAGAAAAUAAAACAUAACACUGUCUUUUUGGGCAGUCGAGUAAAUAAAAUUGCCAACCCUAACAAAAUUCCCCA